Eucalyptus grandis is the source of this 1858-nucleotide messenger RNA. Its product is annotated as ethylene-responsive transcription factor ERF038. The annotation marks the transcript as partial. Gene Ontology annotation, molecular function: DNA binding; DNA-binding transcription factor activity. Gene Ontology annotation, biological process: regulation of DNA-templated transcription. The transcript has a single exon. The record is from RefSeq and is a predicted model, not a curated record. NCBI's taxonomy places the organism in Eukaryota, Viridiplantae, Streptophyta, Magnoliopsida, Myrtales, Myrtaceae.
UGGCACAACAUAUCAACAUUGAGAGUGGUGCCCAGGAGACUUCCCCUAGCUCAUCUUCACUCACCACCACCACCACCACCACCCCCGCCCCCCGCCGCCGCCGCCGCAACCACCUCAUCCUCCUCCUAUUCCUCCGCCGUGGCGGUCGCCGCGACAACAACAACCACCUCCUCCUCCUCCACCUCCUCGACCGGGUCGGAUCCGGCGCUAGAACCGAGCAAAAGAAGCGAGGAUUGCACUUCUCAAAAGGGCCCGGGGAAGUCCCCGAGCCCGGGCGCCCACCCGGAGGAGCCGGCCGGCAAGAGGCACAAGGCCGGGGGCUCCGGCGAGCACCCGACGUACCGUGGGGUCCGAAUGCGGAACUGGGGCAAGUGGGUGUCCGAGAUCCGGGAGCCGAGGAAGAAGUCGAGAAUCUGGCUCGGGACGUACCCCACGGCGGAGAUGGCCGCCCGGGCCCACGACGUGGCGGCAUUGGCCAUAAAGGGCAGCUCGGCCGUCCUCAACUUCCCCGAGCUCGCGCCGGAGCUCCCGCGCCCGGCCUCGACUUCCCCGAAGGACAUCCAAGAGGCCGCCGCGAAGGCCGCCGCGUCUUUCGCGCCGCUCCCGUCGGAGCGCGGAGCCGAGGAUGAUGGCACGGGAGCCAACCCGAGGCGGGACACUUCCGAAAGGUCGUUGUCCGACACGAAUUCUUCACAGGAGUCGACGAACUGUAGCUCAAAUGACAACGAAGAUGCCUUGUUCGAUCUACCUGAUCUGUGCGUGGAUCAACCGAACGGCUUCGGAUUCUGUCCUUCCCUCUCGUGGCAGGUUUGCGCGGCGGACUCGGGGUCUCGGCUCGAGGAGCCGUACUUGGCAUGGGAUUACUUCUAGUUCUAGACCAUUGAAGCGUAUAUUCAUUUUGUGCUAUAGAUCAAUUUGUUUGCUCGUAAACAUGUUCCGCCAUGUCCUUAUCGAGGGUGAAAUCUUGUCUGAACCCGGUCCACCGUGAGUCGAGCGACGUGAUUCGUCGAGCUCUGUAAAAUCCACUUCGCAACUACGUACGCGACUUGCUCAGGCCGCUCGAUUCACCAUGAUCUGAGGUUCAGACAAGAUUUUUUCAACCCUCUCGUUCGAUGGAGACUCCUCGUCCUUCCCGAUUUCUGAAUCCAAGAACACCCACUUGGGAAAAUGUCGAGUUUCUGUCUCUCAAGAAAGCGUGGGGUCACUUCUGAGUUUGGUUUCAACGUAGCAAAUUUCUAGAGAGAGAGAGAGAGAGAGAGAUGGUUUGAGUUUCUUGCAAGACGAGGGGUUUUGCUCAGAUCUAGCUGUAACUUACGAGCACACACCACCAGAAAUUAAUUUCGAGUGAUUACUUAAAUGCAAGUGUUGAUUUGGAUCCUAUAUACAUAACGAAAAAUGGGGUUUCGUGCGGCUGAUUGGCAAUUUGCCAAUCGCCUUUGUACCAAUCUUGCUUUUUCUAGACCCACCAAGAAAGAAAUAAUAAGGAUGUUAUCUAUAGUAAUAUUGACCAGGAAACCUCCCCAUCACUCAACCCUAAUAUAUUAUCCUCGCGUGAUAUUACGUAAAUAGUGACAUCACAUGCAGGACAUGUGGAUGAAGAUUAGGUAUUACUAUUACGUGCGAGCCUCAACCAUUUUCUAUCGUUUUGUAUGUGUACUGGUUCAUCGAGGGCUAGUGUGAUUUUCCAUCUUUUUGACCUAGCAGGACUUGGACAUCUUGCGUACCGGCAUAGAAUUGGUACACAGUGAUUAUGGAUUGAUUACUGUAGAAGGAGUUAUGUACAAGUGACUGUAGAAUUUUGAAUGACGUGUACUCACUGAUCUAAAGAUAAUGGAUUGAUUACUGCAUAAUCCCGUAA